Messenger RNA from Dermacentor andersoni, 701 nucleotides. NCBI's taxonomy places the organism in Eukaryota, Metazoa, Arthropoda, Arachnida, Ixodida, Ixodidae. The record is from RefSeq and is a predicted model, not a curated record.
AGAAGAAUGGCAUGGACGACCCCCUUCGUUUGGCCGUUUUCCGAGAAGUUGGAGGAGCUGUGCUCACAUGUAGAACUGGCCGCGGAUCCGUGGAGCGACUCGUUGAUCUGACACAUCCGGCAGCUGAUGACGAGUGGUCCAAGAUGUUUGACCUCAUACAAGUUAUCGAAAGCUUCAAGACUACAGGCGUACUGUGGCUAGAGGCAUUCACGUGCUUGAAGAAUGACAGCAACGUCACCGACUGUCCAGCGCAUGCACGAAGAUUCCCUGGUGACGUAUGUGGCAUGGCCCAACUGCACCGGUCUCCGUACUCUGACGUGCGGAACGCGUACGGCUACCUCAUGGCGCGAAUGGCCCAUCGGUUUGUCCACUGUUUUGCGACUUACGCGUGCACAUUGUAGUACUGAAACUGGAUAGUACUUACACAUGUCCAUGUGGCUUGUGCUGGCCACGUCUUCCACGGCAUGUGUGUGCUGUUCUCUUGUUCUUGUGUGAUGAGUUACUUUUGGGAACAUGUUUAGGACAUUAAUAACAACAAAAUGUUACGCCGGAGCUAACUGGAAGACUCCGGCACUUGGAACAAAGGAAGCGUCGUGAUAAAGCUUGAACUUCCUUUACGAAUGAACAAGAGCACUACACAAGAGACGGAACCUAAACACCACUGUUAUAUCUAAAACUUGCAUGGCGUCUCAGUCAUUAGU